AGGGAACACGCGUACAAAGGAUCUCGGUUUCUCUCUCUCUCUCCUCUCUCUUUCUCUCACACGCAGCAGAAAUGGCAAGACGGUAAAAGGAGAGAGGAGGGAGGACCGUGUGAUGUUUAGAGAUCAGGCAGAGAGUGCAGUCUUGCUCUGGGAGCACAGGGCAGUGAAGCAACGGUUACUAGCUGAGUUGCUGUGGAGUUGGGUUGGGAGUGAGAGGAAGAAGAGCUGGUGUGGUCGUGAUCAGCGAGCGCCGGAGCGGAGCGGCGAUCGAUGGGCUGCUGCCAGUCGCGGCUGGAGCGGCUGGAGGCCGUGUCGCGGUGCAAGGCGCGGAGGCGGUACACGAAGCAGCUGGUGCAGGCGCGCCGGGACAUGGCGGCCGCGCACGCGCUCUACCUGCGCUCGCUCCGGGCCACGGGCGCCUCGCUGAUGCACUUCGCCAGCGCCGAGGCCGACCACCCGCACCCCCAUUCCUCCGCCCACCACCAGCCGCCGCCCUCACCGCCGCCGCCUCCCCCUCCCCCGCCGCCGCCGCCGCCUCCGCCUCUCAGCCCCACCCCGACCACAAGAUCCUGGACGACCAACUCCUCCUCGAUCUCCGCGUCCGCCAUCUUGCCCCCUCCGCCCCCGCCCCCAAUGCCGUCGAGCUGGGACUUCUGGGACCCCUUCGCGCCCUCCUCCUCCCGCUCCGCCACCGAGGACGCCGACUGGGACGACGCCGCCACCACCGUCGUCGACGCUCCCAACGCCGUGCCGCCAGUGGUCACGGUCGCCGCGGCGGUGGCCGCGCCCCCGUCCAUCGUCACCGCCACCACCACCUCCACCACUCCCAGUGAGCUCACCGUCGUCGCGGUGCCCCGCGGCGCCGCCGGGAAGAAGGACCUCGCCGAGAUCGCUACCGAGCUCGACGAGUACUUCCUCAAGGCGGCCGACGCCGGCGCCCGCGUCGCCGCGCUGCUCGAGGCCCCCAUCUGCGAGCCCCCCGAGACCACCAACCACAGCCUCCCAGGGAAGGUGCUGAGUUACAGCAAGAGCUUGAAGCCUACGGGAUGGUCCUGGGGCGGAGGUGGAGCAGGCUACGGGAAAGGUAACAAUGGGUUCACAAGGUUUGGGAGAGGAGACGGAGGGAUGUCCAUGGGCAAUAGCGGAGGCGGUGGGAUGCUCAGCCAUUCCUCCACCGUGGAGAAGCUCUACGCCUGGGAGAAGAAGCUGUUUCUUGAGGUCAAGAGUUACGAGGGGUAUAAGCAGGAGCAUGAUAAGAAGGUGAGUCUACUGAGGAAGCAGGAGGUGAAGGGUGUGGACUACUUGAAGAUGGAGAAGAACAGGAUGGAGAUUGAGAGCCUGGAGUCCAAGAUGCUUGUUGCCACCCAGUCCAUCGAGACCACCACUUCAGAGAUCAUCAGGGUCAGAGAAUCCGAGCUAUUUCCUCAGCUUCUUGAGCUGGUUGCUGGCUUGAUGAGCAUGUGGAGGGGCAUGUAUGAGUGUCAUCAGGUUCAGACCCACAUCGUGCAGCAGCUUGAGUACCUCAACAAUGCUUUGAGUACUAACCCCACUUCCAAUGUCCACCGGCAAGCAGCUCUCCAGCUCGAGAUAGAGGUCGACAGGUGGUAUUCAGCCUUCUGCAGUCUGGUGAAGUCCCAGAGAGAUUAUGUCUACUCACUGACUGGCUGGCUUCGCCUCUCGCUCUUCUGCCACAACGACCUGCUGACCAAAGCUCAUCAGAACUCUGAUAUUUACAGUUUGUGUGAGGAAUGGCAGCUAGCCAUUGAUCGAAUCCCUGAUAAGGUGGCCUCAGAAGGGAUCAAAACUCUCCUAACAGUGAUCCAUGCUGUUGUCAUUCAACAAGCUGAGGAACAUAAGCAAAAGAAGAGGUCGGAGUCUGCAUUCAAGGAAUUUGAGAAGAAGGCAGAGGAGCUGAGAUCCCUUGAGUCGAAAUAUGGGCCGUAUUUUGGUGCUGAAGCUUACGGAGAAAUGUCGCGAAAAUCACCAGUGGCUGACAAGCGGGCAAAGGUGGAGGCUCUGAGGAGCCACGCAGAUGAGGAGAAGAGCAAGUAUGAGAAGAGCAUUGGGGUCACAAGAGCAAUGACCUUGAAUAACCUGCAGACAGGCUUUCCAAAUGUGUUCCAGGCGAUGACGGGCUUCGCCAGCGUCUGCAUGGAGGCGUUUGAGUCGGUGUACAACUUCAAGAGAAGUUCAGACCGGAUCCUUGACAUGAAGAGGCUGCUGACCUGAGGCAGUAUUGUCUGAAGCUGGUUCUUGGUAGGUCACUGUAUAAAACGCAUACGGUUCUUGACUUCUAGUACAAUAGUAGGGUGGAAGAGAGUUUAACUUACAACCAUCUGGGGCUGUUAUCAGGUUCUAAUGGCACUAUAGUAGGCGCAAAAAUGCCUCGAGCUCAUUUACUUGCUGUGAAUGAACUUGAGGUCUUGUUCUUUCCUUUUUGGUAGGGUGAGGUGUUGGUCUUGUAGGAAUCGAAUUGUAGCAGGUUCAAAAGGCGCUGGUUUUUGAAUCAUAACGUUUCCCGAUUAUGUCAAGAGGUUUGGACUGUGACUGAUAACAGCAGCUUCUGUGUUAUCCAGACAUAGGCAUCGCGUUUGUGGCUCGCCCCAUUCCUUAUGGUUCCAGUUUAUGAUCAAAAUUCCCAU
Molecule: messenger RNA, 2642 nt
Organism: Phragmites australis (common reed)
Lineage: Eukaryota; Viridiplantae; Streptophyta; Magnoliopsida; Poales; Poaceae
Product: protein ALTERED PHOSPHATE STARVATION RESPONSE 1-like
Exons: 4
Coding region: 271-2229 (652 amino acids)
Source: RefSeq, a predicted model, not a curated record